Molecule: messenger RNA, 5245 nt
Organism: Gavia stellata (red-throated loon)
Lineage: Eukaryota; Metazoa; Chordata; Aves; Gaviiformes; Gaviidae
Gene: TIAM2
Product: TIAM Rac1 associated GEF 2
Exons: 26
Coding region: 64-5241 (1725 amino acids)
Biological process (GO): positive regulation of axonogenesis; activation of GTPase activity; small GTPase-mediated signal transduction
Cellular component (GO): membrane; synapse
Molecular function (GO): protein binding; guanyl-nucleotide exchange factor activity
Source: RefSeq, a predicted model, not a curated record
GACAAUGCUGAGCGUGCUAACUGCUAACCGUACCCGUGUUUAAGAGUGAUCCUACAGUGGAAAAUGGGGAAUUCAGAAAGCCAAUACAGUCUUCAGGGAUCAAAAAAUCAUGCUGCUGUUACUGCUGGUGCCAAGCAGAAGCCUUGCUCUCUGAAAAUUCGCAGCAUUCAUGCUAAAGACGAAAAGUCUUGCUCUAUGCAUGGAUGGGGACAUACUAGUAGCAGCUCAAACUACAAAUCAAGGUCCCUUGCCAGAAGCUGCCUUUCGCACUUCAAGAGUAGUCAGCCUUAUUCAUCUAGACUCGGUGACACUGUGGUGAAGGUCUCUAAAAGCAAUGCCCAUGCCAAACACAGGACAAAUGCCUCAGGGGACUACUGCCAAGGAAAUAAUGCAGUGUUUUUGCCCGAGAACGGUUUCCACUAUAUUGGCCUUCAAGCUGGAAGUAAUCAUGCUGCCUCUCAAGAAUGCAAUGGACACAUUUUAAAUUGCUAUGGAAAGAAUGAGAGUCUUGCAUCAACCUCCCCAUCAGACGACAGGAGAAGUCCAAAAGUUCUCAUUAAAACACUAGGGAAGCUGGACGGUUGCUUGAGGGUCGAGUUCCACAACAGCAGCAACAGCAAGCUACCAACCGAGGAGUCCAGUGGACCGGUCCAGUUGCUGAGGUAUUCGCCUGCCUUGGAAUCUAAGCCGAAUAACCUACUUGAUGUCAGGAGGAACUCCAGCGCAGACUGUUCUUCAAGCCAUCGUCUGUCACCUACUGAUUCAAGGCUUCGAUCUAGUAAAGGAAGCUCCCUCAGCUCUGAGUCUUCAUGGUAUGACUCUCUCUGGGGAAAUGCUGGGGAUAUCAAUGAGUUGGAUGGUCCAUAUUUGACCAGGAGCACUCCAGAUACAAGCAUUCAUGCCAGUUUCCCAGCAAGUGACAACAAGAAGUCCUUCAACCAAAGUUCAUCUCUUUCCUCACUCCGAGAUCUCUAUAAGGAUACAAAUUUGGAAAGCACCCCUCCACCUAGGAUCAGGCUGUCUGAUGAGUAUAUUGACACUCAUGGUAGCCUAAGCAACCGUGUCUCAUUUGCCUCAGACAUUGAUGUUCCCUCCAGGGUAGAGCAGGGAAGUCCUGCACAUUACUCCUCCUACACACUCCCAUGCAGAAAGUCCAAGCCCCUCAGUGAGGAUGCAUCCAAGAAGGAUACAUUAAAAAACCGAAUGCGACGCAUCAGUGACUGGACGGGAAGUCUCUCAAGGAAGAAAAGGAAGCUGCAGGAGCCAAAGUGUAAAGAUGGGAGCGAAUACUUUGACAGCAGAAUGGACAACUUCACCACGGACACGCUGGCACCGUCACAGCUCUCCGCUCUGCUGUGGUCACCCGGCUCCAGCCACGUCCUGUCCCAGAGAAGCGAGUCCACCAACGCAGUCAGCAGUGAUGCUCUGAGGCAGAACAUUUACGAAAACUUCAUGCGGGAGCUGGAGAUGAGCAAGACGAACCUGGAGAACACUGAGACCUCAUCGGAAACGGAGGACUCCAGUGGCGAGUCCCUCAGCUCCUUGGAGCAGCUGGAUUUGUUGUAUGAGAAAGAGCAAGGAGUGGUACGCAAGGCAGGGUGGCUGUUCUUCAAACCCCUGGUGACCCUGCAGAAGGAGAAGAAGCUGGAGCUGGUCACACGGCGGAAGUGGAAGCAGUACUGGGUCACACUCAAAGGUUGCACUCUGCUGUUUUACGAGACCUAUGGAAAGAACUCGAUGGAGCAGAGCAGUUUGCCUCGAUAUGCCCUGUUUGCAGAAGACAGUAUAGUUCAGUCUGUUCCAGAACAUCCCAAGAAAGAAAAUGUGUUCUGUCUCAGCAAUUCUUUUGGAGAUGUCUAUCUAUUUCAGGCGACAAGCCAGACGGAUCUGGAAAACUGGGUUACUGCCAUACAUUCAGCCUGUGCUUCCCUCUUUGCGAAGAAGCUUGGGAAAGAGGACACUGUUAGGCUGCUGAAAAAUCAAACCAAGAGUCUCUUCCAGAAGAUUGACAUGGAUAGCAAGAUGAAAAAGAUGGCAGAGUUGCAGCUCUCAAUUGUUAGUGAUCCAAAAAACAGGAAGGCCAUAGAGAAUCAGAUCCAGCAAUGGGAACAGAACCUGGAAAAAUUUAACAUGGACCUUUUCCGAAUGCGAUGUUACCUAGCCAGUUUGCAAGGUGGGGAGCUCCCAAACCCAAAGAGCCUUUUGGCUGCUGCCAGUCGUCCUUCAAAAUUGGCGCUGGGGCGGCUCGGCAUUUUCUCUGUCUCAUCCUUCCAUGCACUGAUCUGCUCCAGGGAUGAAGCUGCUCUCAGGAAACGUACCCUAUCUCUGUCACAAAGAGUCCGAAAUAAGAAGGGUUUAUUUUCUUCACUAAAAGGACUGGACACAUUGGCAAGAAAAGGAAAAGAAAAGCGACCUUCCAUAACUCAGAUUUUUGAUUCAGCGGGAGGAAAUGGAUUUGCUGGUGUCCAGAAUUCAGCCAACUCUGCUGAGCAGCAAGUUGAUGACUUUUUGAAUGUCUACUGCUCAGUGCCAGAGAGCAUCCAGAAGGAAGGUGCAUGGGAAACACAAACAUAUGUUCACUUCUGUGACGGCCAAGGAGUGGCACUGAGUCUCAAGCCAGAGCACAGGGUGGAAGAUGUUUUGUCUUUGGCAUGCAAGAUGAAACAGCUGGAGCCAAGACACUACGGCCUACAACUCAGAAGACUGGUUGAUGAAAAUACUGAGUAUUGUGCUCCCGAACCAUAUGAAUACAUAGUAGACCAGGAAAGUGUGUAUGAUGAAAUAGAAAUUUGUCCAUUAAAUGUUUAUCACGUUCAUCUUACAAAGACUGAAAACAUAAGUGAUUUUGGCUUUGCUGUCACAGCACAAGUUGAUGAAAAUCAGCAUCUCACCCGUAUCUUUGUAAGUGAUGUUCUCCCUGAUGGACUGGCAUACAAGGAAGGGCUCCGAGUGGGCAAUGAAAUCCUGAGCAUAAAUGGAGAGGCUGUGUCUGACCUUAACCUCAGGCAGAUGGAGUUACUGUUUUCAGAGAGAAGCGUAAUGCUUACUCUGAGAAUGAACCAUUACGGGACCCAGCAACCCUUAUGUGCGUCCUGGUCAGAUGGUGACAUUUCCAGGGACCCAAAGAGUUUGUUGCCCCCUCCAAACCAGUCACAGCUCCUGGAAGAGUUUCUAGAUAACUUCAAAAAGAACACAGCAAAUGAUUUUAGUAAUGUGCCUGAUGUCACAUCCAGCUUGAAAAGGAGCAGUACUGAUGGCAGUCUGGACCAAGUGCCAUACAGGGAGAAGACUGAUCCACCUUUCAGGAGCGCAGAACAGAUCAGUGCAUUGUGCCGAAAUUUCCAAGAAGUCCAGGCAAGCGGUAUGGAAGGUAACCAGGAUCCACCUCCACGGCCACUAGCUCGCCACCUUUCUGAUGCAGAUAGAUUGAGGAAAGUCAUCCAAGAACUUAUGGACACUGAGAAAUCUUACGUCAAGGACUUGAGCUGCCUCUUUGAGCUAUACUUGGAGCCCCUUCAAAAUGAAACCUUCCUUACCCAGGAUGAGAUGGAGUCCUUGUUCGGCAGUCUGCCAGAAAUGCUGGAUUUCCAGAAGGUGUUUUUGGAGACCCUUGAAGAUGGAAUAUCUUCUUCCUCAGAUUUUAAUACACUGGAAACGCCAUCCCAGUUCCGGAAAUUGCUGUUUUCCCUUGGAGGCUCCUUUCUGUAUUAUGCUGACCACUUUAAACUGUACAGUGGCUUCUGUGCAAACCACAUCAAAGUUCAGAAAGUUCUUGAGAGAGCCAAAACAGAUAGUGCCUUUAAGGCCUUUCUGGAUGCUCGAAAUCCCACCAAGCAACACUCUUCUACACUGGAGUCGUAUCUCAUAAAGCCUGUUCAGAGAGUGCUGAAAUAUCCUCUGCUUUUAAAAGAGCUGGUGUCUCUGACAGACAACGAGAGUGAGGAGCACUAUCAUUUGACAGAAGCGCUGAAGGCAAUGGAAAAAGUAGCAAGUCACAUCAAUGAGAUGCAGAAGAUAUAUGAAGAUUAUGGCACUGUAUUUGACCAACUGGUUGCAGAUCAAAGUGGAAUAGAGAAGGAGGUGACAGAGCUUUCAAUGGGAGAACUUCUGAUGUACUCUACAGUUUCCUGGCUGAAUCCUUUCCCAUCACUGGGCAAAGCAAGAAAAGACCUUGAACUUACAGUGUUUGUUUUUAAGAGGGCUGUAAUACUGGUGUACAAGGAGAACUACAAACUGAAAAAGAAAAUGCCUACUAAUGUUCGUGCUGCACAUAAUUAUGGUGACUUGGAUCCAUUUAAAUUUCGUUGGCUGAUUCCUUUAUCUGCUCUUCAAGUUCGACUGGGGAACACAGCAGGAACAGAGAACAGCUGUAUCUGGGAACUGAUUCACACAAAGUCAGAAUUGGAAGGCAGGCCAGAAACAAUUUUUCAGUUGUGCAGCAGUGACUGUGAGAACAAGACUAACAUCGUGAAGGUGAUCCGUUCUAUUUUGCGGGAGAAUUUCAGACGUCACAUAAAAUGUGAGCUACCGCUGGAGAAAACAUGUAAAGAUCGCCUUGUCCCACUCAAGAACCGUGUACCUGCAACAGCCAAACUGGCUUCCACGAGGUCCUUGAAGGUACUGAAGAAUUCAUCCAGUAGUGAGUGGAAUGGUGACCCAGGGAAAGGCACCUUCCAGGACUCUGAUGAGUGCAGCCUGAGCAGCAGUACUCAGAGCAGCAGCUGCCACACUGCUGAGAGCAUACAGGAGCCCAAAAAUUCAUCUCCCGAUAAACACGUACAGAGUUGUGCAUCUGAAUUUUCUAAUGUUCUUGUCAAAGAGUCUGAUAUUCUCAGUGAUGAUGACGAUGACGAUGACUAUCAGAGCCUAAAGAAGGGCAGCCCUACGAAAGACAUUGAAAUACAGUUCCAACGGCUGAAGAUUUCAGAGGAACCGAGUACUGACUCUGAACGGGAUCAGGCUGCUGAAAAUGACGAAGGGGAUGGCUUCAAGACAAGAGAGCAUCCAAAGCUGGUGCGUGGCCAUUUCUGCCCAGUGAAGAGAAAAGUAAACAGCACAAAGCGUAACAGGGGAACUUUAAUGGCAAUGCAAGAACAUCACCAGUCCCUUGACAGUCACUCUGAUGCUGCAAACCUGGAUCUGAACUCGAUUUUAGAGAGAGAAUUUAGUGUCCAGAGUUUAACAUCUGUAGUUAAUGAGGACUGUUUUUAUGAAGCUGUGGAGAGGCAUGGAAAAUCCUAGCUUU